UCCCUGCAUCAGUCUGAAUAUAAAACACUGCUCAGCCAGACACAGUCAAAGAACACGGUUUACCACUCUGAACCAAGAUGCCCCUCAUCAAGCUCUACUUCACUCCUGCACUGCUGCUCCUAGUGCUCACUUGUCCUUUAUGGCAGGUCAGCCAAUCUGUGCCACUGAUGGCAAAAGAACCAAUGCGAGAGUCCUGUGUAUUAUACGCAAGAACACUGCUCCAGAACAUCACGGAUGUACUCAACCAGAAAACCUUGUUUAGUGGAAUUGACUGCAUGAAGCAGAACAUGGAGCUGUACAAGAACACCAGCACACCAUCAGCGUGUGCACCACAGGGAUCGGCAUGCUCAGAAAUCACUACAUCAGGAUUUGAUCAGAGCUCAUGUUUGACAAACAUUCGUGAGGAUCUGAAGCACUACUACAAAGUUCUCGCAGCGCAGCCUGUUGGUACUCUUCUGUUCAGUCUCAGAGAACUCAUGGAGAACUGCUUUGGAAUAUUUCCGGCAUCAGACUCGACCUUAAGGGAGGCUGCUGCAAACCUCGGAACCUCCUUCGACCAAAGACUUCACCUCUGCAAAGUGCUGAAGGGCUUCCAGGUCCGUGCCAUCACAAUAAACCGAGUGAUUGCGUACAUGACCUCCGAUGAAUACACUAAAUGAAUCGUCACUGAGCUCCAGAACAAGAAUACUCAAGAGGCUCCAGAAAGAAAUUACAGAAACUACGGUGACAGUCAGUUAAUGUUGCUGUGACAGAAAACACUUCAAUAUACUUUAAAGUUUCAUAAAUUACUUAACUCAUAUCUUAAAAUUGAUGACUUAAUAUUUAACUGUGUUUACUGACUUGAAAAUGAUAUUUAUUUAUUUAUUUUAUUCUGGACUAUUUAUUUUCAAAUGUUGAAUGUGUUGUCAUUUAUUUGAUUCUAAGAAUCAUUGAAUAAAUAUUUUUUCCUGCAUAUUACCUGCUGGUUUACGCUUUAUUUGUUCACUGAUUAUAUUUUUUUCCGUUUUAAAUAUGUUACAACAAGAUAACUGAUUUAACUCUUUAUAAGAAUCUAAAGACAUGGUUAGUUUACGGUCAAGCUUGAAAACAAUAAAAAGCAUUUGUGGAUUAUAAAAAAAAAAAAAUUCUUGAUACAUUUUAAACAACCAAAAAAUGUAGACUCCACAUUGCCACAGACCAAUCACAAUGCUCUCUGUUUCCUGUAAACAUGUCAGCCCAGCAAACUAAACCCACCAUGAAGAACAUUUACAAAGAGACCACAGUAUAGUGUUUGUUCACGCUUCAUUUGGAAGUCCCCAAGUUAAGAUAAUAACAGUCAGGUGACUAUUAUUGUCAUGAUAAAAUAGUGAUAAUAAAAUGCCAAUAAAAUGUGGUCUGAUAUCAAGAAGGAAAGUCAAUCAGUAUCUGUCCAAGGGGUUAAAUUAAACUUAAAAACGGGAUUAUGACACUUCAUCAUGGUGAGAUUACAGUCAGUGUAAUAAGAAAUGCAUCAAAUAGUUAAUCUGUUAAGACCAAGAUUUACAGAAAGAAUCAUUAUUGUUAUUGUUAUUCAGUAUUAUUGAAUAAACAUGAACUAAAACAUGUUCUGAUUUUAACACUAAAUCCACAAGCAGGUAAUUAAAUAAUAAUAAAUAAAUCCACUCUUCCAUAUCUGUGAGACGCACAUGUGUGUGAACUUCAGUGAUUAGCCAUUAAUUUAAAGGUGAAUUUAGAGUCAGGUGCUUUCAGUCAGCAGGGUGCGAGUCAGCUAUGAGUCAGCAGCCUGUAUUUACUUAAAAAACAUUCAGAAAAAUAAUCUAAUCUUCCCAACAUGUGUUUGUGGAAGUGUUUUACAAUAAAAACAAACAAGAUUUCAGAGUUGUUGAUAAGUAUGGACGCAACCAAUCCACAACCAGACAGACUCUGUGAAAAUGGAGGAAAGCACCUAUUCCGGGGUUGGGAGGUC
Messenger RNA from Oreochromis aureus, 1945 nucleotides. RefSeq names its product interleukin-12 subunit alpha. The coding region runs from base 78 to 659 and encodes 193 amino acids. The record is from RefSeq and is a predicted model, not a curated record. The transcript has 7 exons. NCBI's taxonomy places the organism in Eukaryota, Metazoa, Chordata, Actinopteri, Cichliformes, Cichlidae.